UCUUUGUUGUGUUUGUUUCCUGCUUACAAAGUCUCCACCAACGCACAAGAGAGGCGCACGCACCACGCUCUCGCUCUCACUCUCAGCUCCUCCUCCUCCUCCGUCCAAUCGCCGCCACUAACCGCCAUCGUCGUCCGCCGCCACCGCCUCUGCUUCCAUUCCACGUCUCAGGUUUUAAAUGUUGGUCACAGUUGCGUUGUGGUUUCGUCGCAUUUGUUGAUAUUGCAGAAAAUCACAGACAAAUGCGGCCGAUGCGGUCAUCUUGCGGUCGUGGAUAGUUAGAAAAACCUUGAUAUAGCGGCCCAAAUCACAGUUGCGGACUGUUUUUAAAACCUUGGUCCCUUUGUAUUUCCGGAAGUGUUUCAGACAACAUAAGCUGGCUUAUUCUUUCUAGUUGGUGUUUGGAAGAAGAUACUGUAAAUAUUGUGUUGUAAGAGAGUUAAUGGAGCUGAAAGUUUCAUCUCCAAAACCUGAGUCUGUUGCGCCGUCUGAUUGCGCCAGUGAUCCUGAGGAAAAGGAAGUGAGUGAUGAUGAUGAUGAUGAUCGGAAUCACAAGCAUCGAAGGAGGGAAGCUCGUUCUCAAUCUUUGGAGAGAGAUGUUUCAGAUCCUGUUAUUAGUAGGCCAUUCAAAAAGCGUAACAAAAAUUUUGGGAAUAGGCAUCCAUUCAGGGAAAAUGAAUCUCAAGCCUUUGAAACGCUGAAAACUUACAGUGAUGCCACCACAGAUAAAGAAUUUUACUUCAAGUUUGAUAGAAGACGCCCUGGCUUGGCUUCAGCUCCUCGAGCACCUCUGGAUAUGAGUCAAAGACUACGUGCAAACCAAUCUUUUACUGGAGAUCCUGGUAUUGGCAGGGGAAGAGGCAGGGAAUCUGGUUUUUGGAAUCAACGUGAGUCUAGGUUUGGUUCAAUGGAUGUUGCUUCACAAGUGGUUCCGCAGGGGUCCAUUCCUCCAAGCCUUUAUGCUGGACGUGGGUUACUCAAUGUUUCAAAUGCACAAAAUGCAUCAUGGAAUACAUUUGGUUUAAUACCAGCGGUGCCCAAUGGUGGCCUAGAUAUGCUUCAUCCGAUGGGUUUACAAGGAACGCUCAGACCACCUAUUAAUUCAUCUUUGAAUGUGAAUAUUCCUCGCCAACGAUGUAGGGAUUUUGAGGAACGUGGGUUUUGCCUUAGAGGGGACAUGUGUCCUAUGGAGCACGGUGUUAAUCGGAUUGUUAUUGAAGAUGUUCAGAGUCUUUCACAGUUCAACCUUCCUGUUUCACUUCCAAGUGCACACCUAAUCGGAGCUCCUGCUGGAUCUGGACCUUUACAUUCAGUAAAUGCUUCGACCACUUUGAUGAACAACAAAUGUUUACCUGGAAAAAUUUCCAAGUCUGUAGUCAAUGAUGAUGGUUUGCCAUUGGAUGGUGUAUAUACCGGUCCUGGUUGCACAAGUGGAGCUGAUCUUUAUGAUCCUGAUCAACCGCUUUGGAAUGAUUGUGGUCUGGAGUCUUCAAAUGCACUCCUAACUCUUCAGUCAUCCAAGAUUGAUGAAUCCGAGCCCAUAUCUAAUGAUGCUCCCGAUAGUGAUUGCCCAGUUGGAACUGCCAGAACUUCUGUCAGUUCACAGGGUACUAGUUCAUCUGUCUGGGCCAGAAUUGGUAGUUCAAAAAACAGAUUUGACAUGAAAGAAAAAACUAACUCUACAAUGAGUUCCUUUAAUUAUCCAGAGAAUCAAUUGAAGGAAGAUAACGAUGAAUUAGUCAGUGCUCACAAUGCUUCCUUUCAAGUAAAGCAAAGCAUAGCCGAUGAUGCUGACCCAAAAGCCUUGGAAGCCUCUUUGAAAGCACAAACUGAUAGUAUGCGUAAUAUACGCAAGUCAUCACAAAAGGCAUUGUGUACUCUAUUUGUAAAUGGGAUACCUCAGAAAAAUAACAAGAGAGAGGCUCUUCUUGCUCAUUUUAAGAAGUUUGGUGAAGUUAUUGACAUUUAUAUUCCAUUGAACAGUGAACGGGCUUUUGUGCAAUUCUCCAAGAGAGAAGAGGCUGAAGCUGCUUUGAAGGCACCAGAUGCUGUAAUGGGUAAUCGUUUUAUCAAGCUAUGGUGGGCUAAUCGUGAUAGCAUUCGCAAAGAUAGUACUACUAGUGGGAAUGGUGUGAUUGUAACUCCCCGUGGGCAAGCACCUGCUUUUGUUCCAUCUCAUCCUGUUGUCACUGAUAGGGGUAAAGACAUCCAUCAAGCUGAUGCUUCAAAGACUAUGUAUGAAGUAUCAUCGCCUACUGAUCAAUCUAAGCCUGUCAUCACAGAUGGACCCAAGGUUCCACCUCCUUUGCAGAAGAAGCUUGUAAACUUAGAGAAUCUAAAGGAAGAACUGCGCAAGAAGCAGGAAAUGCUAGAUCAAAAGCGCAAUGAGUUCAAGCGCCAGUUGAACAAAUUUGAGAAACAAGCUUCUGGACUCAAGGGUGAAGUAUCUACUGAGCAAGCCGCCAAGAGGCUCAAAAUGUGUGUGCCAUCUGAUGUUGCCAAACUGGCUUCCCCUCAAUCAUCGGAUGCUGAUGUUGGCAUGGCAUCUCCACACACAGAGGCAGCAGCUGAUAAGAAUAAACAGCUGGUCAAUCCUGUAUCCCGAAGUCCUAAAGCAAGUACAGCAACAAGACUGCAAGAAUCUACAGGCUUGAAGCAUCCAAUUCAACCACUAAUGCCUGUAAAUAGAUACAAAUUGGACAAUCGUCCUGCUGCAUUUUGUAUCAUUCCACCUUUGCCAUCUGGUCUAGCAAAUGUUGCUGUUUUGAAGGAGCACUUCUCACCAUACGGUGAACUUUCUGCCGUAGAGCUAGAAGACGUGCAAGUCAAUGAUAGUAGCCAACAAGAGGCUCAUAUAACUUUCACCACUCGUUGGGCAGCUGAGAGAGCAUUUAUUAAUGGCAAAUGCUGGAAUGACCACAAUCUAAAGUUCAUGUGGCUGACACCUACUAGUUCUAGUUCUAUUUCCAGUAAUGCUACUGCUAGCAGAGAACGUUCUCUAUCAGCUCCCAAGGAGCCCCUAGAUUCAGAUGACCAUUCUGAAGAAAAUUUAGAAAACUGUGUGAACCAAGAAGCAGUGGUAUCAGAUGAUGAGCAUAAAAAUUCAGAAACUAGAAAUGGUUUGGAGCUUACGGAAAUGGAACCAAGUGAAGAUCCCCAGUGUACCACAAGGCAAGUUUCUUCUCCCAAACAAUCACCGGAGGCCGAGGGCAAUGCCUGUUGAGGAUCUACUAAUGGUCAGAUUUGUACAGCAAGGUAAAAUUAAAUCUAUCAAACUCUAAUUUUCAGGGGGCAUUUUUUUUUUUCUAUUUCGGAAAAUUUAUUAUUCCAUGUUCCUUUUUAAAUGCUCGAGACUUGUAAAUUUCUUUCUUUCUUGCUGCCCUGUAUUUGGCGGUAUUAGUUGAAUGGUGCAUCAUGUUGUUUCUCAGCUUGGGUAGUUUACUUCUAGGAUAAAAGUUUUGAGGUUCAAAAUUCUGUUUAAAAGCCAUUGAACGGUUACAUAACAAAUAUUCAGAAACCCAUUUCCCUUUAUGUCUGUAGUUACAGUAAAAAUAUAAUUGGAGCGGUUAGUCACUUAGUUUGAGAUGACUAUCCUUUAAAUGUUUUCAUUUCUA
Molecule: messenger RNA, 3614 nt
Organism: Glycine soja
Lineage: Eukaryota; Viridiplantae; Streptophyta; Magnoliopsida; Fabales; Fabaceae
Product: zinc finger CCCH domain-containing protein 41
Exons: 6
Coding region: 443-3223 (926 amino acids)
Cellular component (GO): nucleus
Molecular function (GO): RNA binding; metal ion binding
Source: RefSeq, a predicted model, not a curated record